Molecule: messenger RNA, 1455 nt
Organism: Scedosporium apiospermum
Lineage: Eukaryota; Fungi; Ascomycota; Sordariomycetes; Microascales; Microascaceae
Exons: 11
Coding region: 1-1455 (484 amino acids)
Biological process (GO): transmembrane transport
Cellular component (GO): membrane
Molecular function (GO): transmembrane transporter activity
Source: RefSeq, a predicted model, not a curated record
AUGGCGCUAACAUUCCUAAAGCACGGCAAAAUCACCGUCGAUGAAGAGGAGAAGCCAGUACUCAAGGCCGCCCACCGCAAGGUGGACAAGAGGCUUCUUCUAUGGUACGCCUUUGUGUACCUCAUCAUGCGAAUCCACGUCGGCAACAUCAGCAAUGCGGCCAUCAUCAACCUCGAGCAAGGCACUGGCAUCAAGAAGCAGCUCGGCGGCCUCACCAGCUCUCAGUGGGCAUGGACCCUGAGUAUCUUCUACUACCCGUACAUGUUCUUUGAGCCGGUGGCCACCUUGCUGCUGAAGCGGUUCUCGCCUUCUGUGUGGAUGAGCCGAAUCAUGAUUACUUGGGGAAUAAUAUCUAUGUGCCAAGGAGCCACCCAGAAUUAUGCUGGAAUCUUAGCAUGCCGAUUUUUCCUCGGAUUGGCAGAGGCAGGCUUCUACCCCGGCGUCUUAUAUCAUUUGAGCUUCUGGUAUCCCACUGACAAGCUCCCUCUCCGAAUUGCUUUCUUCUACGCCUGCGGAAUGUUUUCCGGCACGAUCAGCGGCCUCCUGGCCUACGCCAUCUCGUUCAUGAACGGAGCUGGUGGCCUCGCGGGCUGGAGAUGGCUCUUCAUCCUCGAAGGAAUUCCCGCCAUCCUUUGCGGCAUCUACACCUUCUUCUUCCUGCCUAACUACCCUGAAACCGCCAAGUUCCUAAGCGAGCCCGAACGAGAGGCGAUCCUCAACGAUCUCCCUGACCAGGCACCGACAAUGAAUGCCAAGACUUUCAGUGUCGAGCAGAUGAAGAACCUGCUGAAGGAUCCUACUUUCAUCCCCUUCCUCAUGAUUUGGAUCACCCAUGGAAUUGGUGGAUGGGGAAUUUCGUUUGUCCUUCCAACCGUCAUCUACGAGCUCGGCAUUUCCAACACGGCCAUCUCUCAGGUCAUGACCAUGCCUCCAUUCACUUUGGUCUUCGUCAUCUUAUUGACGCUGGCCUACUUCAUCCACACCGGCCGUCUCAAUUUGUGGGUCGCCGGAUUGGGAGUUGAGAUAGUGCAGAUCAUCUGCUAUAUCCUCCUCAUCACCAUCAAGCAGCCGGUUGCCAAGUACAUCUUCGUCAUGAUCGCCACUGCGGCUUCGCAGAGCUUCUUCCCAAUCAUCUGGCCGGAACGCAUCCGGGCGGCCAAGGGAACCACAUCGGCCGGUCUGGCGAUUGGCCUGACAAACGCAUCGUGUCAAUUGAUGGGCAUAGUUGGACCGCAAAUCUAUCAACCGAAAUUCGGGCCUACGUAUCGAGUGAGCUUUUCGGCUUCAAUCGGCAUCUUGUCCGCCACGGUCCUCUCUGUGGCUUCCGCGUGGUUCUUUGUCGCUAGAGGGGACAACAAGGCGCGAGCGCAGGCUGACUCGGCGCUGGAAACGGGGGAAUCAGACGGAACGAGCGGGUUCCCCGUACCUAUUGAAAAAGGGGAACUAAAAGCGUGA